GUAUGGACUUCUUCAGUAAUUGAUUAGAAGUGAUACAAACUAGUAGUCAACUCAAGUGCUGUGUUCGCUUCCUGGUUUCAGGUUAUGUGCUGUAGCGUUUCAUAAUCAUGCAGGAUGACACGUUAUCACGAACAACCGGCUCAGUGGUUCUUCAGGUUGGAGCUUUGGAGUUGCUUGCUAGAUACUCCAUGAACUCUGGAAGAGCAACCAGUAUGCUCUCUUCACUUCAUGAGUUUAGGACCAACGAAGCAGAACAAGCUGGAGGCAAACAAUGGAAUUGGAAGUAUUUAAGGGACCAGUUUUAUCAAAAGGAUUUGGAAGGACUGUACAGAAAGUAUGAUGACAAGUUAAGAGAAACACUGAUAUAUAUUUAUGUUUCUUUGUUGGUAUUUAUCUCUACUGUUCAUAUUGUACUUGUUGUUAUCGGUACUCAUAACGAGCAGGUCCAAUGGAAAUCUACAUAUUUAUCGAUGGGGAUGUAUAUACUACGAAUAGGGGUUCCUGUGAUUUCAUUCUGGAAGUGUAUUUAUAGUCCACUGAAGAACCGAUGGUUUUGGGUUCCUGUCCUAAUAACGUUCGUUCUGACUGCAGACCUUGUACUAUCAGAUAUCUCGGUGGCGAUAUUUACGACAUAUGAAGGUAUGCCCCUACGCCCGGCGUAUGGCACCAUGGCCCUUCUUUCUGUUUACAUAUUCCUACCAAUGCGGAACAAUUUCCUAGCUAUAUUUCUUGGGAUUCUGGUCAGCGCAGCCUAUGUAUUUGUCAUAGCUUUCUUUACAUAUUACGAAGACCCAUACGUUGAGGUGGUGGUAAGGGUAGCAUCUGACAUAAUUUAUCUCAUUGGUGUCAAUGUAAUGGGGAUAUACUUUCGACUCAUGAAUGAAGUUAUUACGCGACGUUCGUUUUUGGAUAGGAGAGCCUGCGUGGAAAGCACUUUACGUUUGAAAUUUGUCAAAGAUCAAGAGGAGCGUCUCAUGUUAAGCAUUCUACCAGAGCAUAUAGUAUCAAGAGUAAGGCAAGACAUAAGAAAUAUGUUUAUGAAUAUACGAUCCCAAAGUAACAACUACAUUAUGAAAUCUUUCAGUGAGCUCUACAUUGAAGAACAUGAUAACGUCAGUAUAUUGUACGCAGACGUUGUUAACUAUACACAAAUAUCGACAACACUUCCUCCAAUGCGGAUGGUGGAACUAUUAAAUGAACUCUUCGGAAGAUUCGAUGAAGCAUCAGAAGAACACGAUGUACUUAGAAUAAAGUUCUUAGGCGAUUGCUAUUACUGUGUGUGCGGCCUCCCGAAACCAACAGACCAACAUGCUAAGAACUGUGUUGAUCUAGGGCUUGAAAUGAUUCAUAUCAUUAAGGAUGUCAGAGAUAAACGUUCACUCAAUAUUGACAUGAGGAUUGGAGUUCACUCCGGAAAGAUUCUGUGUGGCUUAAUCGGGAUUCGUAAGUGGCAGUUUGAUAUUUGGUCAAAGGACGUUACUAUUGCGAACAAAAUGGAGUCCACAGGCAAAUCCGGGAAAGUCCACAUUACUAAGCAAACGCUUGAACUAUUACUGGAUAAUGCCCGUGAUUAUAUCAUUGAACCGAAUUUUGAAUCUCAACGCGACCCAUUUAUAAUGAACAACAAAUUAGAAACCUAUUUGAUUUCACGUCCGCCACGGCCUAUGACGGACUACAAACCAUUUCGAAGGGCUUCAGUUGGUUUGAAUAAAAUUAUAAAUCCCCGAUCUCGCAACAGAUAGCGAUCGGAAAAUAGGAGUUCUUCAAAUUUUCGUAGAUCGACCGCAUUCAUGGAUGAAAAUUUAGUUGAAUAUCAGCAAAUGUUGAAAGCGGCAGAUGCUCAAAUGGCUAAAGAAAUAGAAGACAUGACAAACGGC
Leptidea sinapis is the source of this 1877-nucleotide messenger RNA. RefSeq names its product adenylyl cyclase X E-like. NCBI's taxonomy places the organism in Eukaryota, Metazoa, Arthropoda, Insecta, Lepidoptera, Pieridae. The record is from RefSeq and is a predicted model, not a curated record. Gene Ontology annotation, molecular function: adenylate cyclase activity. Gene Ontology annotation, biological process: intracellular signal transduction; adenylate cyclase-activating G protein-coupled receptor signaling pathway; cAMP biosynthetic process. The transcript has 13 exons. Bases 108 to 1742 code for a protein of 544 amino acids.